AUGCGCACACUCGGCCCUUGCACGCGCCCGACACCCACGCGCCCAUUGUCCGCGCGAACGGUCAAGUUGCCCUGCAGCACCGUGCCGGACACGUCGCCGCUCUCCGACUCGAGGUCGAUGUACAUGCUCUUGAGCACGUUGACCGCGAUGUCAGCCGUGCCGCUCUGGAUCUUGACGUUUCCCUGGAACGCCCCGUCCACCUCGAUGCCGCCGCCUUCUACCUCGAUGUCCAGGUCGAACUUGCCCGGCAGCGCCACGUCCACGACGACGCGCGAAUCGAAGAUGGCGCGGUGCGCACGGAACGGGCCGCCGACCCACGCACGCAUCAUGUGCACGGUGCGCGCAAGCGCAGUCGGCACGCUCUCGGGCGGCGCUUCAACCAGCAGCACCGCGCGCCCUGGGUCGACGUCCACCGCCACAGAAAGGCGCAGAGCGCGCGACACGUGCGCCGCAGUCUCCUCGUCCACGAACGUUUCGUCCGUCUCGCCUAGCACGGACAGGUCGACGCGAGCGUGGUCCCACGCGGACACGUGCGGGUUCAGAGGGCUGAUGCGCACCACGCAGGUCGUCGGGAGACGCACUUUUAGCGUGCCGCCCGGGUCGACUGGAAGCGUCCACGACUUGGCGUGUAGCGAGCGGCGGAGGAGGGAGAAGACCGGUUGGCGACGCCACAUCGCGGUGUUCGGAUCGGGGCCGCGGGCGCGAUGCUGUUUGAUGAGUUUGGAGGCGAGCGCUCCGCAGCGGGCAAGACAACGCUUACGCUCAGUGGAUCAAGAAUAG
Molecule: messenger RNA, 780 nt
Organism: Chondrus crispus (carragheen)
Lineage: Eukaryota; Rhodophyta; Florideophyceae; Gigartinales; Gigartinaceae
Exons: 1
Coding region: 1-780 (259 amino acids)
Source: RefSeq, a predicted model, not a curated record